AUGGCAUCUUCCAGAGUGAUUUACCUUCUCUGUCUCCUUGUCAUGCUCAUAUCUCAAACCAACGCCCAGCCAAGUUUCUUAUACCAUUUCUGCAUGUAUGAUGAAGGCAACUACACUGCAAAAACAGUACCUACCAGACCAACCUCAACACCCUCUUGUCAAGUUUGUCUUCCAACCACACACAAAUUGAUUAUGGCUUCUACAAUUUCUCUCAGGGCCAAAACUCUGACAAAGUUAAUGCAAUUGGGAUGUGUAGAGGAGAUGUUGAGCCAGAUGUUUGUCGAAGCUGCCUUAAUGACUCCAGAGUCAUUCUCACACGAAGUUGUCCAUACCAGAAAGAGGCUAUUGGCUGGAAAGAGCAACACAACACCAAUUGUCAUUGCGGUAGUUGUGUUAAUUGUAGCCAUCGCUGUACUAGUCAUCUCUGUGUGCAUCUUCUUAAGAACACGGAAGCAAAGGACUGAAAGGAGACGACAUAUUGAUGAUACUGAUAGUAAGACAAAGCACUGUCUUCAUGGUAAGCUUUCCAAUGGACUAGAGGUUGCUGUGAAAAGGUUGUCUACAAAUUCAGGACAAGGGGAGACAGAAUUCAAGAACGAGGUGCAGUUGGUGGCCAAGGUACAACACAGAAAUUUAGUCAGGCUACUUGGUUUCAGUUUGGAAAGAGAAGAGAAGUUACUGGUCUAUGAGUUUGUUCCCAAUAAAAGCCUUGACUACUUUAUUUUUGAUCCAGUUAAGCUUGCACAUUUAGAUUGGGAAAGGCGGUAUAAAAUCAUAGGAGGCAUUGCCAAAGGCCUUCUUUACCUUCAUGAGGAUUCAAGACUGCGUAUUAUUCAUCGCGAUCUCAAAGCAAGUAACAUUCUCUUAGAUGAAGAGAUGAAUCCUAAGAUAUCGGAUUUUGGAAUGGCAAGAUUGUUUGCUGUGGAUCAAAGUCAAGGUAACACAAGUAGAGUUGUGGGAACAUUAGGAUAUAUGGCUCCUGAGUAUGUCAGGGAAGGAUUACUCUCAGUGAAGUCAGAUGUUUAUAGCUUUGGCAUACUGGUUCUAGAGAUUUAUAAGAAUAGGGGUGCAUUUGAGUUACAGUUUAAUUAA
Messenger RNA from Lotus japonicus, 1092 nucleotides. Its product is annotated as cysteine-rich receptor-like protein kinase 15. Gene Ontology annotation, biological process: protein phosphorylation. The coding region runs from base 1 to 1092 and encodes 363 amino acids. The record is from RefSeq and is a predicted model, not a curated record. NCBI's taxonomy places the organism in Eukaryota, Viridiplantae, Streptophyta, Magnoliopsida, Fabales, Fabaceae. The transcript has 6 exons. Gene Ontology annotation, molecular function: protein kinase activity; ATP binding.